Chenopodium quinoa (quinoa) is the source of this 2239-nucleotide messenger RNA. RefSeq names its product NAC domain-containing protein 30-like. Gene Ontology annotation, biological process: regulation of DNA-templated transcription. The record is from RefSeq and is a predicted model, not a curated record. The transcript is spliced from 4 exons. NCBI's taxonomy places the organism in Eukaryota, Viridiplantae, Streptophyta, Magnoliopsida, Caryophyllales, Amaranthaceae. Gene Ontology annotation, molecular function: DNA binding. Bases 912 to 1916 code for a protein of 334 amino acids.
CAAGUAAGCAAAGGGCGGCGCACCAAACAGACAAACAAGAGUUGGAACAUAUACUGUUUGUUAAUGAAAUAAAGGAGGGGGGUGGCCAAAAGAAGAAGAAACUAUUGGAUAGUUUUAAAGUUUGGUUUUUUUGUUUUCUUUUUAAUCCUUUUUAACCUUUAUUUCAAGGGUUUUAUGGUUAAGAUAACAUAGGAUAUAUAGAUGUUGAUUUAUCUUAAAGAAUUAAGGUGUAAGUCUUAUCAAGUCAGAACCACACACAAGUUAAUCUAAUUCGAGUUAACAAGACAUGUCCAUUAUAAUAAUGUUUGAUGUAUAGUAGUUUAAAUGUUUAAUGGUUGUGAGAUGCAAAUCUUUCCACUGCGUUAUAUUGUAUCUGGUAACGUAAGAUGUUGAGAGGAGGGAGUGUGUAUAUGAAAGGAUAUAUAGUAUUGUAACACAAAAUUUACGGUGGAAGUUAAAAGAAAGGCAAUUUGGAGAGAGAGAGAGAGAGAGAAGGGGGGUGGCGUGAAAAAGAUUAGGGUGAGACGCCGUCCAAAAUAUAUAAGUAAAAGGCUUAGAGUAAUCUGCUAACCCCAUGCGUAAUUGAUAACUACACCUCAUCUCUUUCACCUUCCUCUUUUUUACUACUUAUAAACCUAUCCUCCACGUUUAUAUAUAUAUACAUUGUUCUUUUUCUCCAAGACAUAUUUUUAUUCAUCAUCUCUAAGCUAAGCUAAGCUUGCUAGCUAGGUACCUUGCUCUCACAUAUAUUGAUCAAGUCGGAAUAACGGAGUUAAUUAGAUCAUCAUAAUCAUUCACCGCGAUUCAAAUAGAGAAGAAGAGGAGGAAGAAGAAAGACAAGAUUAUUCUAAGCUAGGACGUACAACAUAUACAAUUUUCAUUCGAUUCAAUUCUUUGAAGAAUAAUUGGAAAUGAAUCAUACCGAAUUAUGUGUUCCACCGGGAUUUAGAUUUCAUCCCACAGAAGAAGAAUUAGUGGGGUACUAUCUCAAGGGAAAGGUCAACUCCCUCAAAUUCGAUCGAGAUGUCAUCAUUGAAAUUGAUCUUUACAGGAUGGAACCUUGGGACAUCCAAGAUAAAUGCAAGUUGGGAUAUGAUGAACGUAAUGAAUGGUACUUCUUCAGCCACAAAGACAGGAAGUACCCUACCGGAUCUCGUACAAAUAGGGCCACAGCGGCCGGAUUUUGGAAGGCGACAGGGAGAGAUAAGGCGGUGUUAUCCAAGAAUAACAUCAUAGGGAUGAGAAAGACCCUUGUCUUCUAUAAAGGCCGUGCCCCUAAUGGCAGGAAAACUGAUUGGAUCAUGCAUGAAUAUCGUCUUCAAACUUCUGAACAUGCUCCUCCUCAGGAAGAAGGGUGGGUGGUAUGCCGAGCAUUCAAGAAACCAAGUCCAAGUCACAAGCAAGGAUAUGAAGCAUGGAGUCAUCAUCAAAAUCAGUACUACUACAUGAGAAAUAACAACUACGAUAGACACAUUGGUUCACCAUCAAUUCCUGAUACAUCAAGCCCUAACACUGAUCCAUCCGAUUCUAUAAACCAAUGUCACACAAACUUCCACAACCCUCAAUCACAUCCUAUGCAGCAGCUUCCUUACACUAAUUUCAACCCGGAAUUGAUCAUCGAAAACCAACUGAUCAUCGACCUCCCUCGAUUGGAUAGUCCGUCUUUUUCGACAAGCUUUGCAACAAAAGAAGCAUAUGAAAAUCAUCAACAAAGUGGUGGAAUAAUUAACGAGGAACAUCAUCAUAAUGACCAUGAGAGUAGCAACAACAAGUGGGAAAUAUUGGAUAAUUUGCUAGGAAAUUCAUCAUCAUUUUCUAAUAAUGAUCUACCAAACAUGCACUUAGUUCCUCAUGAUUAUGAACUAGAGGUUCAGAAUCAACUUGGAAGUUUUCUCGAAUGCUUUCCGAACUUAUAGCAAAGCUCAAUGCAACCAUAAUAUUUCAACUACCAACAAAAAAAAAAGGGAAAAAAACAAAAAAAUAUAUAUUGAUAUAAAUAUAUACUUUGUGUUUUAGACAUAUUUUCAUGUGUGUUUCAUGUGCAUGUUAACAAGGCAUGCUAUAUAUUAUUCCAAAUGUAACUUCGAUCUCUUUCUACUUCUUUUUUUUUUUUUUAACUAAUUGUAUUCUCAUGUAAAGUUAAUUGGUAGGGUUUGUUGAACUCAUCAAUCCCCUAAAAAUUUAUCCAAGUUUCUAAUGUGAUUAGUGAAAUGGCUUACGUGCUCUGCUAAUAAUCGAU